AUGAUAUGGGUCCUGUGCUUGCUGCUUGUCCUGGUCCAGCUUCAUUAUGCAUACUCUGCAUCAAAAGGAGUCACAGCCAGCCUGAAAGCCAAGUGGCCUGUUACCCCUGUUUUACUGGAGACAUGUGAGUUUAUUGGUGAUGAUGGAAAUGAAAAGUUUUGGCAGUUUGUGGAGACUGUGAAGGAGCUAACAGUCUACAAACAGGGGGAAUCUGUCCGAUCAUACUAUAACCUGAUCAUUAAAAAAGCUGGCCAGUUCCUGACUGAUCUCCAGGUGAGCCUGCUGAAGCUCACGCUGUCACUCAGAGCUUACUCACCUGCUGUACAAGCAUUCCAACAGAUUGCUAGUGAUGAACCUCCUCCUGAGGACUGCUCUGCAUUUGUGUCCAUCCAUGGCCAGCACACUUGCAGCACCAAGGAAAUGAAGAAGCUGCUGAAAGGUGCUGCAGGCAGACCAAAGCCGUACCUGUACAAGAAUGAUCACAAGUACCCAGGGGUCAAUGGGACGGAUCUGCCAGUUGCCAUUCUUUAUGCAGAAAUUGGCACCAAAAAGUUCAACACAUUCCAUAAGGUCCUCGUUGAGAGAGCUAAGGAGGGGAAGCUGACCUACGUGUUGCGCCAUUUCAUUGCAGAGCCAAAGAAGCAGCACAUGCUUCUGUCAGGUUAUGGUGUGGAACUGGCUAUUAAAAAUACCGAGUACAAAGCUGUGGAUGAUACAGAAGUAAAAGGUACAUAUGAUACAACUUUAGAGGAGGAUGAUACUGACGAGGUCCAGGGGUUUUUGUUUAGAAAAUUAAAAGAAUCUCAUCCUGAACUGCAAGAACAAUUAGGGGAACUGAAGAGGCAUCUGCUGGAGAGCAGCAAUGACAUGUCUCCUCUCAAAGUGUGGGAACUACAAGAUUUGAGUUUCCAGGCAGCAAGCCGGAUCAUGUCUGUGCCAAAGUUUGAUUCCCUGAAACUGAUGCAGGACCUCAGUCAAAACUUCCCUAGCAAAGCAAGAUCACUGACGAGAGUGGCUGUAAACCAAGAAAUGAGAAAAGAAAUUGAGGAGAACCAAAAGCAACUGGGCGAGAAAUUGGGAAUUCACCCCGGAGAUGCCAGUCUCUUUAUAAACGGGAUUCACAUUGAUCUGGAUGUUCACAACUCCUUCAGUAUACUGGACAUAAUUCGAGAAGAGGCAAAACUCUUGGAGGGGCUUCAUAACCUGGGCAUCAGAGGAAACAGUGUGAGUAAGUUUCUGCGCUUGCCUGUAAGCACUGCGGAGGACAGCUUUGCUCUGGACAUUCGUCACUCUGCUGUAAUGUGGAUUAAUGACAUUGAGACUGACUCUACAUACCGAAACUGGCCCUCGGGUCUACAGGAGCUUCUCAGAGCCACGUUUCCAGGCGUUAUUCGACAAAUUAGAAGGAACUUGUUUAAUUUGGUGUUGUUUCUGGACCCAGCUCAGGAAGACAGUAUCGAACUGGUCAAACUAGCCGAACUCUUUUACAAGCACAAGAUUCCUCUCAGGAUUGGAUUUGUCUUGAUUGUGAAUAACGAUGAAAAAGUGGAUGGAUAUGAAGAUGCGGGCGUUGCUUUAUUCAGAGUUUUAAACUACAUUACAGAAGAAUAUGAUGUAACACAGGCUCUCUUAUCCAUGGUGUCCAUGUACAACAAAGUGGAUGUUGGAGAUUCUCUAACGGUUGGUACUGUGACUGCAUACCUGAAGAAGAAAUUUCCCAAAGCUAACGCUGCCAAGAUUAUCGGAGUGGAUUCAAGCUAUGAUCAUAAGAGAAAGGCUGGAACAGUAUUCUACAAAAAGAGUGGACUGGGCUCACUUCCUGUGGCUCUGUUUAACGGAGUUCCACUCAGCGCUGAAGAGAUGGACCCAGAUGAGCUGGAGACCAUCCUGCUGCAGCUCAUCAUGGAGGCCACUAACUUUUUCCAGAGAGCCGUAUUCAUGGGUCAGAUUUCCGAAGGCACGGAUGUGGUGGAUUUUUUGAUGGAGCAGUCUAACGUGGUGCCACGCAUUAACCCUCUCAUUCUGAGCUCGGACAGAAAGUAUCUGGACUUAACGGCAUCUCCAGUUGCUGAUGACUGGAAUGAUUCAACAAUGUUCUCAUUCCUGGACUCCAAGGACAAGACGGCUGUUGUUUCUAAGAGAAUGAAGUAUUUAACCAAGCAGGAAGAGCAAGCGGUGUAUGGACUGACCAGUUGGAUUGUUGUGGACCUUGAGCGGGUCUCUGGAAGGCAGAUCCUGUUAAAUGCUUUGAAACACAUGAAAUCCAGUGGUUCCAGUACUCGUGUUGGUGUGAUAAAUAACCCAAGUGACAAACCCACAGAAGAGAAUAGCAGUCUAUACAGAGCCAUAUGGGCUUCCCUCCUUACUCAGAGCAUCAAGAACUCUCUUGACCUUACCGUCAAACUACUUAAAGAAGAAACUGCUCAGUUCCUCAGACAGGGCACCAAGAUUAAGGAUCUGCUUUUAAAGGGCAUGGACCAGGACAACUUUGAGAAGAAGUUUAACACGCUGGAGUUGGAUUUUCUGCGCAGCCAGCACAUAUUCUGUCAGGAGGUGCUAAAGCUAAAACCUGGACAGUCAGCUGUGGUCAGCAACGGCAGGAUCCUGGGACCAUUUUCAGAAGAAGAGGAACCCAGUACAGAGGAUUUCCACUUGCUGGAGAAGAUCACACUCAGCACCUCAGCAGAAAAGAUCAAUGCGAAAGUCAAACAAAUGAGUUUGGCAGCCAGAGAGGCCAGUGAUCUUAUUAUGAAAGUGGAUGCUCUUCUUUCAGCUGCUCCAAAAGUAGAGGCCAGGAAGGAUAUCAAAUUUGUGAAAGACAAACACAGUGUUUUACAUCUUGCUCCACGUGAAAAUGAGGUGUUUUUCGAUGUGGUGGCAGUCGUGGACCCACUCACCCGGGACGCUCAGAAGAUGGUGCCGGUAUUGAUUGUGCUUGGUCAGGCGGUGAAUAUGAAAGUUCAGCUGUUCAUGAACUGCAGAGCCAAGCUGUCAGAAAUGCCCCUAAAGAGCUUCUAUCGUUUCGUUAUGGAAGCGGACGUGUCUUUCCUGGGUAACGACACUCUCUCUCCUGGUCCAGUGGCUCGCUUUUCUGAGAUUCCAGAAUCCCCAUUGCUGACACUCAACAUGAUAACACCAGUGAGCUGGAUGGUGGAAGCUGUACAGAGCCCGUACGACCUGGAUAACAUUCAUCUCCAGGAGAUCAGCAGUGUGGUGAAAGCAGAGUAUGAACUGGAGUAUCUACUGCUGGAGGGCCACUGUUUCGACAUGUCCACAGGUCAGCCACCAAGAGGCCUGCAGUUUACCCUUGGCAUGAAGCAGAACCCGCUCAUGCACGACACAAUCGUCAUGGCCAACCUGGGUUACUUCCAGUUGAAGGCAAACCCAGGUGCCUGGAUUCUGAGGUUGCGUAAGGGACGUUCUGAGGACAUCUAUCAGAUACAAGCACACGAUGGAACAGACUCACCCGCUGAUGCUGGAGACGUUAUAGUGAUGCUCAACAGCUUCCACAGCAAAAUCAUCAAAGUCAGAGUUCAGAAAAAGCCUGACAAACUGAACGAAGAUCUUCUAAGUGAAAAUACAGAAAGCAAAGGCUUGUGGGACUCCAUAUCAAGUAUAACAGGUAGCUUGAAUGGGGAUGAUGGAGAUACAAAAAAGGAGGAUGUGCUGAACAUCUUCUCGGUGGCGUCUGGACAUCUGUAUGAGCGCUUCCUGAGAAUAAUGAUGCUCUCUGUCCUCCAGCACACCAAAACCCCUGUCAAAUUUUGGUUCCUAAAAAACUACCUGUCUCCUUCCUUUAAGGAAUCUAUUCCUCACAUGGCUGAGGCCUACGGUUUCAAGUAUGAACUGGUGCAGUAUAAGUGGCCGCGCUGGCUGCACCAGCAAACAGAGAAGCAGCGCAUCAUCUGGGGCUAUAAGAUCCUUUUCCUGGAUGUGCUCUUCCCUCUAGCAGUGGAUAAGAUUAUCUUUGUAGAUGCUGAUCAGAUCGUCAGGGCAGACCUGAAAGAACUGAGGGAUUUGGACCUGGAAGGCGCCCCCUAUGGAUACACACCAUUCUGUGACAGUCGUAGUGAAAUGGACGGCUACCGUUUCUGGAAGACUGGUUAUUGGGCUUCUCAUCUGGGUCACAGGAAGUACCAUAUCAGUGCCUUGUAUGUAGUAGACCUGAAGAAGUUCAGGAAGAUUGCAGCAGGAGAUCGUCUUCGUGGCCAGUACCAAGCCUUAAGCCAAGAUCCCAAUAGUCUUUCCAAUCUGGACCAGGACCUUCCUAACAAUAUGAUUCAUCAAGUGGCUAUCAAGUCACUUCCGCAAGAAUGGCUUUGGUGUGAGACUUGGUGUGAUGAUGCCUCCAAGACCACUGCGAAGACGAUUGACCUGUGUAAUAACCCAAAGACUAAGGAGCCAAAGCUUAGUGCUGCUGUUCGAAUCGUAUCCGAAUGGUCCCAGUACGACAGCCAGAUUAAGCAGCUCAUGAAACGGGUACAAGAGCAGAAGAAAGACCAAGCCUCAUCUGCUUCAUCAAAACCACACACAGGCAGUCAGCGUGAUGAGCUUUAGCACCUGUCGGAGAGAAGGGCUGACGUGAAGUUUGCACCACUACACCGAGAUGAGUAUUUCUCACAGACUGAACCAGGAAGUAUUAAGAUGGACCUAAGCUAAAUAAACCCUGGGAACAAGUAGAAACACAAAGAGACAUUUUUGUAUUUAUGGAUGUUGAUGACUGAAUUCUGUAUUUUAAUGGUAUAUGUUUAAUUUUCUAGCACAUGAUUAAAGUGAAACCAUAAUUGAAAA
Molecule: messenger RNA, 4791 nt
Organism: Trichomycterus rosablanca
Lineage: Eukaryota; Metazoa; Chordata; Actinopteri; Siluriformes; Trichomycteridae
Gene: uggt2
Product: UDP-glucose glycoprotein glucosyltransferase 2
Exons: 40
Coding region: 1-4557 (1518 amino acids)
Cellular component (GO): endoplasmic reticulum
Molecular function (GO): UDP-glucose:glycoprotein glucosyltransferase activity
Source: RefSeq, a predicted model, not a curated record